CCGCGAUGUCCGCCGCCGGCGGCAUGCACGGCAGAGUCGAGCGCGAGGCUCCCGAGCCGCACGACCACGUCAUCAAGCUCCUCCUCGUCGGCGACAGCGGCGUCGGAAAGAGCAGCCUCCUCGUUCGAUUCACCGACGACGUCUUCGAGGACCAGUCGCCUACGAUCGGCGUGGACUUCAAGCUGAAGUACCUGAACGCGCGAGGGAAGCGACUGAAACUCACGGUGUGGGACACCGCGGGUCAGGAGCGGUUCAGGACGCUGACGAGCUCGUACUACCGCGGCGCGCAAGGGAUCGUGUUCGUGUACGACAUCACGAAGCGAGAGAGCUUCGAGAACGUCAGCGAGAUCUGGGCGAAGGAGGUGGAUCUGUACGCCACCGUGGAGGACUGCGUGAAGAUCGUCAUCGGGAACAAGAUCGACAAGGAGAAGGCGAGGGAGGUGAGCAGGAAGGAGGGCGAGGCGUUCGCGGAGGACAACGGGUGCUUAUUCCUCGAGACGAGCGCGAAGAGCCGACGCAACGUCAAGGAGGCGUUCGACGAGCUCGUGAGUCGAGUGCUGGACACGCCGUCGCUGCUGACGGAGCACGACCCGGGCGGCGGCGGGAGGGUGCGGCUGAAUCGGUUGGUCGACAGCGCGCGGAGCGGGUGCGCGUGUCUGUGAGUUGGGAGGUGGGGAGGGCUCGGAGGCAGAGGCGGGCCGGCGCGCGACCCGCGUAGAUACAGUAGUCUAUCAUGUGCGACGACAUCGCGCCGUCGUCGUUCGUAAACGUAAACGUAAACGCGAGAG
Messenger RNA from Micromonas pusilla CCMP1545, 788 nucleotides. RefSeq lists its product as uncharacterized. Lineage: Eukaryota; Viridiplantae; Chlorophyta; Mamiellophyceae; Mamiellales; Mamiellaceae. Gene Ontology annotation, molecular function: GTPase activity; GTP binding. The transcript has a single exon. Bases 6 to 662 code for a protein of 218 amino acids. The record is from RefSeq and is a predicted model, not a curated record. Gene Ontology annotation, biological process: vesicle-mediated transport.